CAGCAACCCAGUCAAUGGUAUGGUCUACUGCGCACUCUGCCCCCACACAAGCGCUACCAAUCCGGGAGAAACCAAUAACAUCCAAGCGCAAACUCCAUAUUUUAGACGGCGAAAAUCAUGACCAUUCGUUAGGGGAAGUUGAGAAGCGCAUCUCAAAACGAGCCAAAGUACCGCAAUCUUCUAUCAAUAUCCUUUCGUUUCGGGGUCGAGAUAACCCUACUAAGGGCAGAGGCCACCGUAGCGAGUCAGCAAAACAGGACGUGCAAGGCCUCGCUCUCGCCGGUCGUUCAUGUACGCAUUGUGUGCACAUAAAGAAGAAGUGCGACAAACAAGUCCCCUGCGCCAUGUGCGCGAAGUUCUGGAAUCGCUAUUCGACCGGAACACUACCAAAAGCGAAGCGUAUCAACUGUUUAUCGCCUGACAGGUCCUAUGAUACUGCACUCCAAACAAAACUAGCACUGCGUCAUAUACACGAUGAGAUGACAGCGAUUCGCAGUUCUACCUCGAGCCUACCGAAACUGCUGUCGAUUCGGGACGGCCUAAAGCCAAGUCAGAAGAGGCUUAUGCAAUCUCUUUUGAUGAAUCUUCAAAGAAGAAUACAACAAGAUCUCGGAUGCUACUUCUAUAUAGUCAUGAUCAUGGGUCGCACACAAAGCCUCCAAAACCCGGCGUUCGAGACGAGUUCCUCACACGACAUUCUCGGCCAAUGGCAUAUACUUGAGGCUUCAGCUUUGUUCUUUGCAUGCAACAAGGUUCACAUGCCGCAAUACAGUCACCAACAUACACUUGAGUGCCACAUAGUACAUCAUUUUUUCGGCGUUCACACACCGCGACUAGCCUGUACAGCACAUCAACUGAGGAAGAAGACCAACGAGCGACUGAAAGAGAAGUACACUGAUCUACUGGGAAAGCAUGACACUUGGCCACUGAGAGUACCCCAAUUUUCGCUCCUCUUAGAGCUUUGUGAGCACUUUCCCGAUGCUUACUUUUUACCGCCCCUUCCUGGAAACGUGAUGGACAGUCGCUUCAAUCUCCGCAUUUUGUGCCGGCAGCGAUUCUAUUCUGGCGUAGAUGGAGCUUGUGUUCAUGUAUACGAAACAGCCAUGGGUUCCUAUAUCAUCUCAGUCGACUCCGAUUUAACCUUAUAUCGAUUUGGUACGCUGAUUGCACCUUUCAGAAUCGCAAGGUCCGGCCCAUUUGCCCAGAUGCUACAAGCAACAGGUUGGCUCAACAUUCCCUCCAUCAGGCCUCUGGAAUGGGGAGUGCCCGUUAUUGAUGGCUGGGCUAGUAUCAUUGCUGCCCAUUACACGAAACGACGAGCCGCACGAUGGUGGAUAAUUCCUUCGCUUCGUUGUUCAGACUGGAACUUCAACCGCUCUUGUCAUUCGAAUUUGCACCCUUCGAUUUGCUUGGACGACGUUCGUUUGGCGCUGUCCACGUUUCAUAUGAUAAUCAAAUCAGAGCUUAGGAAGCUGGAGUUGGAAUUGGAGUCGGAGCUACAACAGCUAGAAGUAGAACACGGCGGUUGUUCAUGCGCCUUCUGUGUGCCUUGGUAGACGACCUUCACUUGCCUGGUACAUAUGGUAGCUGUCGUUGUAUCAAAAAUUAUAAUGUAAACCAUGGGCCGUGUUGCGUGGGAUCUGAUAAAGGUUUCGAAACGUUAUGCGAGAAAUUGAAGCGAAAGCAUACAGGAUCUUCGAUAUAAUCUAGUUAUCAAAACCCUAUACUGUGUAUGUAGCAAUGUAACCCGAACUAUAUACUACUAACGACGGCAGUAUGGAGGCGAUGCCUGCUAGAAUGUGACGAAAUCAUUCCACUAUAGAUGCGGAGUGAAAUUGUAGUAAGAGUCUGG
This is a messenger RNA of Alternaria rosae, 1852 nucleotides long. RefSeq lists its product as uncharacterized. Gene Ontology annotation, molecular function: DNA-binding transcription factor activity, RNA polymerase II-specific; zinc ion binding. Gene Ontology annotation, biological process: regulation of DNA-templated transcription. Bases 15 to 1556 code for a protein of 513 amino acids. The transcript is spliced from 3 exons. The record is from RefSeq and is a predicted model, not a curated record. NCBI's taxonomy places the organism in Eukaryota, Fungi, Ascomycota, Dothideomycetes, Pleosporales, Pleosporaceae.